Molecule: messenger RNA, 1097 nt
Organism: Melanotaenia boesemani (Boeseman's rainbowfish)
Lineage: Eukaryota; Metazoa; Chordata; Actinopteri; Atheriniformes; Melanotaeniidae
Exons: 5
Coding region: 31-795 (254 amino acids)
Source: RefSeq, a predicted model, not a curated record
UUCCAUCAGGUGGACAAACGUGGUGUUGACAUGAAGCUGGAGUUGCUGUUGGCGCUGGCUGUGGUGGCCCUGGUCCCCAGCCUCUCUGAGAGCCGAAUCGUCUCCAAAUGCGAGCUGAAAGGUGACCUUGAAAAGGCCAUCGUACUGGACAAAAGGCUUGUACCAUACAAGGAGCAAAUUUUGGCAAUUGUCAUCUGUGAGGUGGAGGGGAAAUCCCACUUUGUUACCGACCUGACCAAAGUGUACGGUGAGCGCAGACCUACAACAACCGUGCCAUCAACAGCAGACAAUAUAACAAUUGUCGAGAUUCCGACUACUACAACAACUACAGCUAACCCAGUGAACACAAAUUCAGGCACUGCAUCCAACAGUGCAGCUGGUGGCAGCAGAAAGAAGCGGGAUGCUCGGAAAAAGACCAAGAAGAAGUCAAGCCAUGAGGAGUCUCUGGCUGAUAUAAUGAAUGAUGAAGAAAACAAGUUUAAUGAGGUGGAGAUGAUGCAAGACGAUGAACAUAUGGGUGAUCACAAAGACUCAUCACAUGAAGUGUCAGCGAUAGAAUCAUGGUCUCUCGGCUUCUACGGGGUCUUUCAGCUUUCUGAUAGCCACUUCUGUAAUUCCGGUUAUCGUUGGUCAAGGAAUCUGUGCCGUUCAUCCUGCUCAGCCUUCACCGAUGACGACAUAACUGAUGAUGUAGCUUGCUUCGCAAGGACUGGUUACUGGAGGCACCUGCUGAGGUCAGCCUCUAAACAGUGCCACGGUGCUGCGAAGACCUACUUGGCUGAAUGUGCAGUAUAAUGGCACAAUUUCUUCCUGCAGGAAAAGCAACUUUUUUUUAUCAGCCCUCCUCUGGGGUGAUCUGCAAACCAUUAUAAAUUCAAUUACUUACUUUGUUUUCCUUAAUAAUGUAUCAAGAAAUGUCUAAAAUAAUCUAAUUACAAUUGAUUUGUGGGCAUAUUUCAUUCUCAACAAAAGAUAAAAAUUUAGUUUUGGUGGUUUCUUUAAAUGAUGGUGGUUGUUUUAAUAUUCAAUACGAAACAAAUUAUUCUGUGUGUGUCAUGCUGUUUGUGAUCUCUUAAUAAAAAUAAACUGAUCUCUUG